CUUUGAUUCAUCCAUCCGUCCCCGAGUGUGAUUCAUGUCAUGCACACGAGAAGCGUCUCUGGACAUGACACCAUGCAAUCAAUGCAGAGAGGGAGCACUUACUGUCCGCAGAGAGUGUGUGAGAGCGAGGCAGAGAGAGCCUAUGUACAGCACACAAGGACGGACCUACACACCGCACUGACAGACAGACAUGCACUGACAGACAUCACAACCACUCACACAGCGUGUGUAUCCGUCCCUGCCAUUUCUCUCUCAGCUACCGACAUCCUCUCUAUCCUCUCUGUGUCAGUGGUGCCCUGCCGUACGACACAAUGGUAAGUCAUCCAGCCAUCCACCGACCAGCCAGCCAUGCCCAUCCAUCUAUCCGUCUGACUGACUGACUGACUGACUGUGGGGGACCUGUGUCUUGAUGAGCCCAUCGGUGCGGUGUCGUCAGUGCCGGCAAGAGCGGCCGCACUGACGACGCCGCACGAUUCGGCGCAUGAGGACUGACUGACAUGAAAGAAACCUAGACACCCUCUCUGUCUGUCGCCCUCCCUCCCUCCCUCCCUCCCUCCAGUCGUCAGAUAAGGCUGAUAGGAAGAGUCAGCACGGUCAGGCGAGUGCGGGCCGGGCCGCGUGAGCAAAACACAGGCCAUUGCUACACCACACGAGAAUCGAGACGACUCGCCGCCACACACGCGUCAACAGGUAUAGACACACACACGUGGGAUGUGGUGGGGUGGUUGACUCGACCAAAAGCAAAAGGAGAGGACGUGUCUUGUCACGCAUUGCAUACACGAGGCGGACGUCGGAUGUGGCAUGGGACGGUGUGUGUGCCUUGCUGUGUCUGCCCAUCUCCCCUCUGCUGCUGUGUGUCCUCUCUCUCCGGCCCACCCACACCUCACCGGUCUGGUCGGCCAAUGCACAUGAGGGGGGGCAAUCGGAGGGGAGGGGCGGAGUGGACAGACAGACAGACAGACAGACAGAAAGAGACGAGCGAGCCAGCCGAAGAGACACACUGGUGUGAACAAACACGCUGUCAUUAGGAAGAGGCAGACCAUCCAUCCAUCCAUCCAGCCAGCCAUCAGCGAGUACCACAGCAGACAGCAUACCGCACGAGAGAAAGUCCCCACCCGCCCCACUCUAUCUGCCGCCCACACAUCCGUCCAUCCGGAGAGAAUAUGUCUGGCGGAUCGCUUCAACGCUAACACCGCCGCCCAGCCUGACACACCCAUGGAAAGACAGACACAGACACCAUUGCGUAAGCCGUGAGCGCAUCUGCUGCUCGUCUCAGUCGUGUUUGGUGCAAACAUACCUCAGCUGUCUAUUGGUCGAAGAUCAUGGCUGAGAUGAUGGUCUCCAGCACCGCACGGGCCAGCCGAGUGGUCUGCGGGAAGAGGACCUUGAAGGCGCCACCCACAGACACAGCCGGUUCGGUGGUGCAGACCUCCACCUUCACUGCAAAGGAAUGACAGGAGAGGACAGAGAUGAGAGUGGCACCGCAUUCCCUCCCCCCUUGCUGUGCCGGGCUGGGCUGACCAUAGUUGGCGAAAUCAUCGAUGCGAAUCCAUGCGACGAACGAUUGGCUGGCGUCGGUCAGGACGAGAUGACGUCCGGGAAUGAGGUGGUAUGACAUGGUGGUGGUGCAUCUCUCCACUGGUGUGUGGGGCGACUGCGUAAUGAGGGUGUGCAGCCGGCUGUUGUCGACAUGCCUGAUACACACACACACACACAACGUACACUCGUGUGUGACGUGGCAAUGCCCACAAAGAGUGAUGCCCCGCCUCACCUGUCGAUCAUACGGUAAGUGCUGUUGAUCUGGUGAGUCUUCUCGAAGUGGUUGAGGACGAUCUUCUUGACACACGACGACACAGACGAGAAGUUGGGACUGGCGGACGUGUAGUCGGAAACGCUUGCCCACCGUAGCCAGCCCCUGGACGGGUAAUUGUCGAUGCUGCUGCUGACGGGCGGGUCGUGCGGCUGUCGAUGCUGCUGGUAGGGGUGGUUGGGAGGGAGGGGCGGGUUGAUGGUGAGCUCGAAGCCGUACUGGUCCUUGAUGGCCCGCAGUCUGUAGCCGUGCCGGAACAGCUGGAAGGUCACGCCGUCGCCGAAGCGGAUGUGGGGGCCGACCAUCUUGAGCUGCGCCAACACACGGGGAUCGUCCAAAUACGCCUGCACACACAACACAUCAACACACCACACACCGAUUGAGAGCCAUCCUUUCUCUCCCUCCCUCCCUCGGUUGGCUUACCGUCUUGUUUGGGUAUUGGUGCAGGUCACCAGAAUUGAGGGUCACAGGCAGCUGGCAGCAGCCGCACUGCCCCGCCAGCUCAAUCACCUCGCUCAUCUCACUCCAGCCGCCCGCCUCCGUCACACACAGCGCCGCCAGCAGGUCACGCUCGCCCAUCUGCUGGUCGGCGAAUGUCAGCAGCUGCACCACAUUCUCAUUCACCGUCCGUCGCAGCCCCGCCUGUGUGCUGAGGGAAUGGCUGAGUCGCUGCCGCAGCUGAGGCGCUCCGAAGAGGCCUCUGGCCCAUUUGCAUGUGGCCCUCAGACGCAGGAUGUCAUUGAGGCUGAGAAGGAAGAAUGUGCGGCGGCCGACGAAGAUGUACUCGAGGGGGUGCUGCUUCUGCUGCUGCUGGUUGGGCUGCUGGUUGGGGGCCGUCAGAAGGCCUGCCGACAGUGAGCUGCUGCCCCCCUCAUGCUGCUGCUGUGUCGCUGCCGCAGCACCACCCGCACCAAUCGAGCCACCUGAAGGCACCACACAGCACAGGACGGUCAUGACGAUGCGCAGUCCACCAACAGCAGCUGAUGCUUUGCGUACCUCCACUAUGCCCUCCACCAUCACCACCACCACCAGCAGCAGGAUGGCUGAUGUCUACGUGUCUACGCUUCUUGGCGCCGCCGUCAUCAUCAGGCACCUGAACAGAAAUUGAUCCACACACGAGUUCCUCUGCGUCGGUGUGUCUGUGUGUCUGUGUGUCGGUGGACUUGUGCGCACCGCGUUGCUAUGCUGUUUGCUGUUGUCGGUCUCAUUCGGUCCCACAGCACCGCCCGCCCCCCACUGAGCCGCUCCGCCGUCGACAUUCAUUCGCUGACAUAAACACACACACACGGGGGAGUGACCGGCUUGUGUGUGCCAUCCAGUGGUCAGUGGAGCCUUACGCGUCUGUUGUGGUCAGUGGGCGUCUGUGUCAGCUCAUUGCUGAGGGCCGAGUGGGCGUCGGUGAGGUUCGUCAGAAGACCCAACAGUCGGCGGCCAGCCACUGACGCACAAACCUGUCAGCGGCAACGAACACGACAGAGAGAGAGAGAGAGAGAUGCGGCACUCGUGCAGGCGGACCUGUGUGUUGUCGUGUUGGGUGCGUUGGAUAGCUCCCUCGCCCGCCGAGCCGGCGCGGCCAUCUCAGAUGCGAUCUGAAGGCACACAAACAGACAGAUAGCACAGUGAAUGAAUGGUCGGUCUGGCGCCUCCCUCUCUCCCUCUCUCACGGAUUGGAUCUGAUCUAUGACAUCUCGCAAGCUAUCGUCCGACCAGCCCCGCCCACCUGCACCCCACACACCAUCACCACACACACACAUGGCAGCUGUGUGUUUGCAUUGUGUGCGUCAUCGCCCACCUCUCGAGGGAGCCGGGCGUCGUGGCUACUGUCCAUCUGACGAGCACGGUCAACCACCUGCACCACGGAAGCAAAGCAGCCACACAGCGACAUGGGAUGCUCAUCAGUGUGCCUGUGCUCUCAGUCUGCCGACUCACUGCUCUGUGUGUGAGUUUUGGCGUCAGCCUUCGAGCUGAAACUGACGCCAGCCAUCAAGAAGCAGCCCGACUGAUGCCGUCACUGCUGCCCGCCGCACAGGUACAGAACCUCUCAACUCAGACCGUCACCGUCCGAUCUGACGGCACACACACCGCACAGCCACGCAGGGAAGGAAUGUGUUGCCGGUCGUUUCUAUCCGUCAUGCAUCAUCUGCCAGUCUGCUUUGCCUCCCUCAGUUGGCCUCGCUGAUGGGCAGGCUGAGCGCCUCGGCUCAGUGAGUGAAUGGGUGGAGAGGCCUUUUGGUCUCACCGAUGGUGACGAGAGGAAGUGUGGAGGCAUCAACAAGCCUCUCAUCAGACCAAAACUG
Vitrella brassicaformis is the source of this 4107-nucleotide messenger RNA. The record is from the annotation of a GenBank genome assembly. NCBI's taxonomy places the organism in Eukaryota, Vitrellaceae.